This is a messenger RNA of Zonotrichia leucophrys gambelii, 1266 nucleotides long. RefSeq names its product olfactory receptor 14C36-like. Gene Ontology annotation, molecular function: olfactory receptor activity; odorant binding; G protein-coupled receptor activity. The coding region runs from base 1 to 1266 and encodes 421 amino acids. Gene Ontology annotation, cellular component: membrane. Gene Ontology annotation, biological process: G protein-coupled receptor signaling pathway. The transcript is spliced from 3 exons. Lineage: Eukaryota; Metazoa; Chordata; Aves; Passeriformes; Passerellidae. The record is from RefSeq and is a predicted model, not a curated record.
AUGGGAGUGGGCGGUCCCGCUCGAGCCAGCGCCGUUGGUGCCGCCCCUGCCAGCGCUGCGUCCGCCUUCCAGACCCGCCUCACCGGCGCGGCCGCCACUCCAGGCGAUCCCGUCUUCGCCUCUCCAGGCGGUCCCGCCCACGGCUUCACAGGCCUCCCCGCCCCUGCCAGCGCCUGCGCUGCCCCAGCAGUCCUGCCGUUGUCGGAGGCUGUGUCCUCCGUGUCGGCAUCAGAGACUGCCCUGGAACCGGCGGCUUGUUCGAGCUCGGACCAUCCCGGACCGGUUGCUGUAGCAGCGGCCCCGGCGGCUGCUCCCAGUGGCCAGAGACAGCAAAUAUCCAACAGCAGCUCUAUCACGCACUUCCUCCUGCUGGCAUUGGCAGACACGCGGCAGCUGCAGCUCCUGCACUUCUGCCUCUUGCUGGGCAUCUCCCUGGCUGCCCUCCUGGGCAACGGCCUCAUCAUCAGCACCAUAGCCUGCAGCCACCACCUGCACAUGCCCAUGUUCUUCUUCCUGCUCAACCUGGCCCUCAGCGACCUGGGCUCCAUCUGCACCACUGUCCCCAAAGCAAUGCACAAUUCCCUCUGGGACACCAGGGACAUCUCCUAUGCAGGAUGUGCUGCUCAGGUGUUUCUCUUCAUCUUUUUCAUGUCAGUGGAAGUUUCCCUCCUGACCAUCAUGUGCUACGACCGCUACGUGUCCAUCUGCAAACCCCUGCACUAUGGGACUCUCCUGGGCAGCAGAGCUUGUGCUCACAUGGCAGCAGCUGCCUGGGCCAGUGCCUUUCUCUAUGCCCUGCUGCACACAGCCAAUACAUUUUCCCUGCCCCUGUGCUAUGGCAAUGCCCUGGGCCAGUUCUUCUGUGAAAUCCCACAGAUCCUCAAGCUCUCCUGCUCACACUCCACCUUCAGAAAAAUUUGGAUUUCAUUGCUUGGUGUCUGUUUAGGUUUUGGUUGUUUUGUGUUCAUUGUUUUCUCCUAUGUGCAGAUCUUCAGGGCUGUGCUGAGGAUCCCCUCUGAGCAGGGACGGCACAAAGCCUUUUCCACCUGCCUCCCUCACCUGGCCGUGGUCUCCCUCUUUGUCAGCACUGGCUCAUUUGCCUACCUGAAGCCCCCCUCCAUCUCCUCUCCAUCCCUGGAUCUGGCAGUGUCAGUUCUGUACUCAGUGGUGCCUCCAGCCCUGAACCCCCUCAUCUACAGCCUGAGGAACGAGGAGCUCAAGGCUGCAGGUAGGACACUGAUGACUGGAUGGUUUCAGAAACGUUAA